AUGCUGACGAAGCUACGUGCAAAGCUCUGCUGUGCUCAGGCUGAUGGUGACGCUGACAAGGCCGAACCUGCCAUUCCCCAUGCGAGACGUUCGAUUAAUGAAGGAGGCGCCAGCCUGACCAAGAGCAUCAGUCCUGAGGUUGCUACCAUCUCCUCGGGUCACGCUGCUGCCUCACCCAAGGAUCUCUGGCAAGUAGCAUUCGACAACCUUGAUCCGAAACAAAAACAGUGGUUGUCCAAAGAGGAACAGUCCGCGACAAAGGUCAUUCAAAAUGUUAUUAGCGAGACCGAAAUUAAAUAUACGGAGUAUAAGAAGAAAGAGUUGAUUAUCCGAAAGCAUGAUGGGGGUGAAAUCAAAGUGCGCGAAAUUGCCCAGAAUAUCCUUGCGUCUGCAUUGAAUGCGCAGCAAAUAAUCACCGCGAUCGUGGGUUUCGACCCAAGUGGUCAUGCAUCGAGCGCCUGGACAAUAGUUUCGCUAGGUUUGACGAUGGUGCAGAGAGGUAUUGCGCGCAGAGAUGCCAUCUUAGAAGCCUCCGAAUACUUAGCAGAGCAGCUAGCAUUUUUUAGCUUCUUGGAUAGCGACCGCCGAUACACAAAUGCCGCUGGUGACAAGCAGCUAGAAAGUGCUCUUGUGGGAGUCUAUACAGCGAUACUUGAAUACACGGCGGAAGUGAAAAAGAUACACCAUGAAAGCGGCUUUGCUCGCAUAGGAAGCACACUCAUACCCCUUACCGAGCAGCCACUGCAAAGGCUUCGAACAGUUGUGGAAAAUAAAAUCACAAUGGCUGAAAAAUGGGCUACCAGCGCCGAUCGCACAUAUCUGAAGGGACAGGCUGCGGAAAUUCUUGCGGCUAUUGACAAGACUGUCGAAGAGCUCCAGAAAGUUCAGUCCACUGUACUAAGUGUCGAGGACAAAGGAAUCCUUGAAUGGCUAUCUCAGUACGACUUUUCCAAAGCUCAGAACGACACUCAGGAUCACCGAUCACCAGGGACAGGUGAUUGGCUUUUGAAGUCAAAAGCCUAUGUAGAGUGGAAGGACUGCCCAGGUAGUAUCUUCUGGUUGCAUGGAGUGGCGGGUUGUGGUAAAUCAGUCAUAUGCUCGACAGUGAUUGGGGACGUUCAACGAAUGUGCCUGGAUAGUUCAAAGAUGCGGUUCGCCUACUGGUACUUCCAAUUCAAUGACCCAGGAUCGCAAAGAGUUGAGAAUAUGCUCAGGGCUAUCAUUCGACAGCUCCAUUCAAACCCACUAGAUGGGCCUAUCAGGCGCAUUUGGAAAGAGCAUGGUACCAAAGGAAGCAAUCCAAGCAAUGCAAUGCUUCAAGAGACCCUCCACAAAAUGAUUAACGCCUACAAAGGAGACGUUUUCCUCAUUCUAGAUGCGUUGGAUGAAUGUCCCAACGCAGUCAUUCGCAAGGAAAGAAGCUUUUUGCUGGCACUUCUUACCGAACUCCGAAAGAAUUGCAGUGAUAACAUUCACAUUCUUGUUACUAGUCGGCCAGAGCCAGAUAUAAUUGAACACCUUGAAUGGUGUACAGCUUUAGACCUCGAGGAAAAGCAGGGGUCUGACAUUCUAGCCUUUGUUAAGGUCAAAGUUGAGGCUCUGGACGAUAGAAUCGCUCCAAAGGAAGUGAAAACACAGAUAAUUCACGAGCUGCUACAGGACGACAAGAGACGAUUUCGCUGGGCAGACCUUCAAAUAAAGCGUCUAGAGGAAUGUCGCAAUGAGUCCGAGAUCUCAGAAGCGUUGAAGACUAUGCCACAGACAUUGCACGAGAUAUACAUCUCUGUAAUCGAAAGAAUCAACUCGAAGCCCUCUGAUAUCAUAUUCGCCAAGAAGAUACUCACCUGGCUCUGUUUCUGUGCCAGACCUCUCACCCUGGCAGAAGUUGCAGCAGCAGCAGGCCUUGGAGUCCCAGAGGACAUUAUCAAAAUUUGCACAACUUCCUUUGUCACUUAUCGGCGCAUGGAUGAUGAGAUCAGGUUGGCUCACUUCUCUGUGAAAGAAUUUCUUGUUAGUAGCCAAAGUACUGGCCAAUGGCACCAACUCUCCACCUUGGAUGGUCAUGUCAUGCUAGCCAAGCACAGUCUGGGAAUUCUACUGCAAAACACACGGCGUCUGCUCAAAGAGGAAGCGAGACAGGAGCUGCUGCUAGAUUAUGCCGCCUGUAACUGGCACCAACACUUCAAUGUUUGUGCUGUUACUCCAAGCCUAGAACUCGAAAAGCUGCAGGAGAUGGUGAACCAGCUUUUCCGACACCCGGCUAUCUACCGCAACUGGCGUUAUAUAUCAACCGAGCUUGAGGAGCAAGAAGUACACCCAACCCCUAUUGGUGCUGCGUCUGGAUUAGGGCUCAUUCAAACCGUGGAUGGGUUACUAGAAGAAGGCGCAGACCCUUUGGAGUGGUUUGCAUAUUGGUGCGGAAUGUUUCAAGAGCCUAGAAAUGCAGUAUUGUUAGCUUCUGAAAAUGGGCAUCUGGAUGUACUGGAUUUGCUGCUGCACAAGGUGUUCAUAUCUCUUGACCUGGCCGAGGGCGUAUUGAAUAGUGUCCAACGCUACGGUCUCACAGUCAAGACGCUGGAAGAUAUAUUCGACACACUCUCAGCUUCAGGGAUUUUUUACACUGGAACUGAGAGCGGAGUUAUCCACAUAGAUGAAAGAAUUGUUGUCGCUGCAGCAAAGAACGAGCGUUGUGGCAUGGACCUAAUGGCUAUCCUCCUUGAUCAGUACGAAGAGACAGGAGUAGCAAUUGUGCCUGUGACAGAGUACGUAUUGGAAACCGUACUGCGAAACAGAGGAUGUGGGGGCGAUGUCUUGCAGGUUCUUCUCAAAAGGCGCAAUGCCGACGUCAAGAUCUAUCCACAGAUCAAGAAGAUGCUGGCAUGUGCGGCCCUCCUCAGCGACAGCGCGAUAGCAUUACUUCUUGCAGAACGGCAUACAGAAAUUGACUUGGAUGAGAAGUUCAUUGCCGGUUUUGCAGAGUAUGCAAGCGAAACGGCAAUGGAGGUACUUCUAAGUACAUUGAGUGACGAUUUCUUGCUGGCUGAAAAUGUUCUGGUAGGAGCGGCUAAUAAUGCACUCCAUGUCGGUGUCUUGCGUCAAAUUCUUUGUCGACGACAGCAUCGGGCACAGGUUAGCGAGGAUAUACUCUGUACGGCAGUGUGUAAUCCGAACGCACCCCAUUCUCUCGAAAUGCUUGAACUCCUACUAGAUGACUGUGGUCCGGAUUUUUCAAUAAGCGAAAAAGUCAUGCUGCAGAUCCUGGACAACUGGAAAUAUGCAGCUGAGAUGCUCAACAUGCUUUUACACAGGCAGCAAGCUGGAUUCAACGUCACUCAUGCAAUUCUAUGCGAAGCAGCCUCUAACCCACAAGGUAAAGAUAUCUUUGAGAUACUCAUGAACAACGGAGGCUUGAGGAUCUCAAUAACCGAAGACAUAUUGCUCAGUUCAAGGAGUGAAGCCUCGAUCUGUUUUCUAUUAGAUCUUGAAGCAAGGUCUCAAAUAGAGGCCCUUCCUCUCACGGAAAAGGUCAUGUCGCAUGCUGUAAGACGCUUCACAUCUAACACGGUGAAGGCAAUUUUCUGCGAACGACCAAUGGCCAAAAUGAGCGAUAAUAUGUUUGUUGAAGCAUGCAGUUGCGAUUCAUCGAUGCUAGCGCUUCUAAUGAAACAACCGCAUGGACAAUUACCGGUCUCGAAGAUGCUAAUCACAUUAGAAAAGUACGGUGAUCAUCAGAGUGCUACAGAUAUAAUCCAACUCCUUUUGAAAAGAAAGCUCUUCGAAGUUGACCAAGAAAUUGUGGAAAGGUUUGCGCACAAUCCUCCAGCUUUGGAACUCCUGCUGCAGACAGCACCAUGUGUACGCAUCACAGAGAAAGCCGCCAUCCGAGCAGCAGCAGCAUCCCACGAGAAAGCAUUGUGCAUUCUGCUCGAUGAGCGAAUAGAGGAUAUUCCAAUCUCGGAAGAAUUCAUGAUAGCCGUGGCAGGAGCAGAAAGACCGGCCAAAAAUUUAAGACGGAUUCUCGCUCGUUGUGGCCCACAGGUACCAAUAACUGAGAAAGUUCUGUUGGCAGCCUCGUACACCUUGGACGCUUUCCAACUUCUUCUCCACGCACUUGGACCCGAUGUGCCUCCUUUUCUAACUGAGAAAGUGGUUAUGCUUGCCACUUAUCAAGAACUGUCUGCAUUACCUUGGUUAAUUGAAAGGUAUGGAUUCCAGGCACUACCACUUACUGAAAGAGUCAUGGUUGCUGCUGCCGCAACCAGCCUUUCCGGGCUACAGUGGCUCCUCCAUAAAUGGCCUGCCGAAAUAAACUUUAACGACGUUUGGAGAGCGAUCUGGAGGUUUGAAAGGAACAACUGUGACUAUUUAAAUUGUCAUAAGCCUUUCAUUCUGCCACCAGUUCAGUAUAAGGCUGCGACCCACAUUGUUCGAUAUACUAGAGCAGUCGAUCUAUCGGAGGAAGUCUUCCAGAGUGCCCGGAAUUCAUCUACUCGUGGUCAAAACUCGAACAAAAGACACUACAGUGGCUUAGUUCCUCUGAUCCAAAUAUGUAUUAUGCAUAGCUUGCCUGUUCCAUUAACAGAACGGUUAGUAAAGGUCUUUGAAAGUUGUGACGCUGAUCUCAUCGAAGCUAUCCGUGAGCGUGUCUUGAAUUCGGACAUAUACCGCCUUGGCCCUGCAGGAGAGGUUGAGAAGAUGCUAUUGUCAUUCAUCCAAAAGCAUUGUGGAACUUCUGUUAUUGAGACAUGA
Messenger RNA from Aspergillus welwitschiae, 4749 nucleotides. RefSeq lists its product as uncharacterized. Lineage: Eukaryota; Fungi; Ascomycota; Eurotiomycetes; Eurotiales; Aspergillaceae. The transcript has 9 exons. The record is from RefSeq and is a predicted model, not a curated record. The coding region runs from base 1 to 4749 and encodes 1582 amino acids.